AUGGACGAAAGUGAAAAGUAUCCGUUGAAAAUACAGAAGCUCUUCGCUCCUAGACUUCCGUUUCUAUAUAAGCCUCCGAUAGGCUUCUCUCCAGAGCAGAGAUGUACUCCAAAGAUCACGUCGCUAGCGCCGUGGAAGCUGGAGAUUGAAAAAUACAAAAGAGACUUCCACAAGCCUUUGGAGGACGUGGUAAAGCGCAAAAGCUCGAGAAAGCAGCUACAUGUUGAAUCUUUACUGCGUCAGUUGGCUGAAUGGGAAGACACCGAUGCAUUUGCUCAGAAUGAAUUCCUCAAAGACCCAUACCGGACAGUUUUCGUGUCAAGACUUUACUACUGGUUCACUGAGUUGGAUCUUACUAAGCAUUUCAACCGCUUUGGCUCCAUCGAGUCGGUUCGUGUUGUUAGAGACAAAAAUGGCCAUUCCAGAGGUUAUGGCUUUGUAGUGUUUGACCAGGAAAAUGAUGCGUCCAAUUGUAUUCGGGAGUUAGCACCUACCGGUCUAGCAGUGGAUCCUAUUCAAGGUGAAAAACCUCGCAAAAUUCUAGUGGAUAUGGAACGUGGAAGAAGAGUAAGAAACUGGAAACCCAGAAGAUUGGGAGGGGGCUUGGGUGGUCGCCAUUACACAUCUCCCACAGCACACCACUCCAGAGACGCAUCUGCUGCCUCUUCUGGACGCCGCUUGAAUUUAUCGCAAAAUCCAUAUCAACAGGUAACAGGGUAUGGAAAAAGACCCUAUGACGAUAGAUCCUUGGGGCCCAGCAAGAAACCCGCAUACGACUAUUAUUCAAACCGGAAUUCGGAUCCUGUCCCUGCAACUCCUAAUCCCCCUAUAUCAUCUGCCGCUAUGUCCUACACUCCGGUGGCUUCCACUGGAAGUUCUGCUAGAAAUGCUCUGGAACAAUCUAUCAAGGAUAAAUACGCAAAAUAUCAGUCGGCAAAUGACAGGCUGGGAGGCAGAUCAAUUCGCUCAAUACGACAAAGGGAUUAA
Sungouiella intermedia is the source of this 987-nucleotide messenger RNA. Lineage: Eukaryota; Fungi; Ascomycota; Pichiomycetes; Serinales; Metschnikowiaceae. The record is from the annotation of a GenBank genome assembly.